AUGUCUUCACCAACAGCCAAACAGCCUUCCAUCAAAGCUGGCAGUUCUAGAACUUCUGAUGAAGACCUAGCACCUUCUGACUCUAUAUCUCAGGCUAACAGACCUCCUAAAGAGAACAGGAAUGCUAUGUCUGAUUGGAGUUUAAAGGCUGCAAGUCUCCUUGAUGACAUUGAUGUUGACAAGUAUACUCCUUAUGGGCCUACUACACCUAAUCACCUUAGAGAGUUGACCUCUGCUGAAAAGGAGAGAUACUCAUACUAUCCUUCUUCUGCUAAACUUAUAAAUGAAGUUUCUAAAGAUCACCAUGUCAACUCUAGAAGGAGAACUGCUAGACAAAUAGCAUGGCUUAUAACCUAG
Messenger RNA from Rhizoctonia solani, 357 nucleotides. RefSeq lists its product as uncharacterized. The transcript has a single exon. The coding region runs from base 1 to 357 and encodes 118 amino acids. Lineage: Eukaryota; Fungi; Basidiomycota; Agaricomycetes; Cantharellales; Ceratobasidiaceae. The record is from RefSeq and is a predicted model, not a curated record.